Molecule: messenger RNA, 1415 nt
Organism: Oppia nitens
Lineage: Eukaryota; Metazoa; Arthropoda; Arachnida; Sarcoptiformes; Oppiidae
Gene: Crk
Product: adapter molecule Crk-like
Exons: 6
Coding region: 512-1381 (289 amino acids)
Molecular function (GO): protein binding
Source: RefSeq, a predicted model, not a curated record
UUUUAUAUUUAUAUAUUGAUUGCAAUCAUACGAUACUAUCGGUUGACUAUCGCUUCGAUUAUUGCGAUCGAUGUGUCCAUUGGUUGUCAAUGUUUGGACUGUUUGUGUGUAUGACUGCUAUGAAUGCUAUGACUUUGUGGUCAAACAGUGACAACAAGUGUCGGUCAUAUCAUAAGUGAUGCCAUUGUUGUCAACAAUGUAUACGUUUGAAGACUAACUCAUUUGAUUCAAUCAUUCACUCAUAAUGUAUAUCAUAUGACAUUUAAUAUGUAUUUAAUGUAUAUUUAAUGUGUGUUUCAAUUGCUAUUAAUAUCCGCAGGAAAAGUGACUCUCAGUUACAGUCAUUUCAAUGAUUACUAUAAUUGUCUUUUAAUACAUUUAUUUGCCUUUAAUUUAAGUGAUAAUCAAAUUAAAAACAAAUAUUUUAUAUCAAAUAAUAACUAAUAUUUCUGACCAAAUAUUUGAUUAAAUUAUUUAAUUAAAAUCAAUUGUAAGCAAUAAUUGUCAACAAAUGGCAGCAAAUUUUGAUCCGUACGACAAAAAUAGUUGGUACUUCGGGCCAAUGAACAGAAGUGAGGCAACAAAUGUGUUGAUGUCUGAGAACGAGACCGGAGUCUUCUUAGUCAGGAAUAGUACGACAAUAGUCGGCGAUCUCGUGCUGUGUGUGAGAGAGGACAAUAAAGUGAGUCAUUAUAUAAUAAACAAAUUACAGUCAAACUCGGAGACCCGCUUCAGGAUCGGUGACCAGAUGUUUCCCGAUGUACCGGCUCUUCUAAACUUUUAUAAACUUCAUUAUUUAGAUACAACACCUCUAAUAAGACCCGCAUCCAAACGAGUGGAAAGGGUUAGAGCUAAAUAUGACUUCGAAGGAAGCGGUGAUUCGGAUGAUCUGCCAUUCAAGAAGAAUGAAGUUUUGGUAAUUAUUUCCAAAGAUGAAGACCAGUGGUGGACAGCUCGCAAUAGUAUAGGCAAAACUGGGUCCAUACCCGUGCCAUACGUUGAAUCAAUAGAUGAUAGCAAUCAUACGACUGAUGGUCAACUAAAUGUAUGGUCUUCUGCAUUGGACAACAACAAUACGAACAAUAGUUGCAAUACUAGUCAUUCAAAUUCUAAUAUGCGAUCAUCGGAACCAAAAACAUAUUUAACUCCUAAUAUUCAUAUUCAACGAAAGUUACCGGCGAUGGCUGUCGUCAACAAACAGAGAAUACCGAAUGCUUACGACAAGACAGCGUUGAAAUUAGAAAAGGGUGAUAUUAUUAAAGUGACCAAAACUAACAUCAAUGGUCAGUGGGAGGGGGAACUCAAUGGAAAGGUGGGUCACUUCCCAUUUACUCACGUGGACUUCAUCGACGAUAAUCUUGACGACGACAAUAACUCUUAAUAUAUAAAUAAUUAUAUUAAGUAAAAAUAAUUUA